AAAUGGCUGACAUAUACUGAAGAAAAUUGGUAUCAUUAAAGAUUUUCAUUUUAGGGUCAACUGAUCAAACCCAAAAUAGGUUCAGAUUUUCAGUUUUGGAACUCUAUAAAUGGCAUGCAUGAAAUGCUGUUGACACAGAUGCUUUGCCUCUGAGAAUGUUUGGUUGAAACCAGUACAAUUAUACCUUACUUCCUCCAAAGGAAAACCAGAUUCAUCGUCCAUGCGGCCGUUUUAUUGUUACAUAAGACUGGGAUAACUAAUCCUAGCCUUACAUACAAUGAAAAACAAAUGGAGUCGGCACUUCGCCUCCAUUGCUACACCCUCCCCCGCACACCCCUUCCCCUUCGCAUCCCUUCUUCCUACCAUGCCGCAAAUCUCCAAUUCAGCUUCCGCCGUUCUCCUUUCUCCCCUGGUAAAGGCUUCAGGAGCUACCCAGCUAGGCAAAUCCUUGGUCCAAUAACUUGUGCUGCAAGUGGGUUUCGGACACCAUCAAGACGCAACAAAGCCAAUGACCACAACAUGGCUAAAAGGGUGGGAAGGGCGUCUUUCACUUUGGCUUGCGUUAUUGGAAUCAUCGGUUGCAGCUUUUGGGUGAAACAGGAAGUCAUGGCAGCUCGUCAAGUAGGGAAAGUUUCCUAUCAAAUGAGAUCAGCAGCCCGAGAGGGUGUGUCCAUGAGGCCAGAUUCUGCCACUAAGGCUAACCCUCAGUGCAAAUGCUAUAGAGAUCGACGUAUUGCUAUCCAAACGGGGUCAGAGUCGAAUACGAAUGCAAAUCUUCAGAAGUCCAAUUCCCAAGUUCCUGCAUCAGUCCCUCAAGCUCUUGAUAAGGUGGAGGAUCUGCCCCAAUCAAAAUUAGUGCCUCCGCAGGCCUCAUCUCCGCCCCAAGGUGGGGAAAGUGCUUCCUCAUCAAGUGUUAGUCGAGAAAGCUUACUUUCACAGAAUAAGGCGGAGGAGCAACUCAAACCUGAGUUGCAGGGGAAGACCAUUGAUGUAAAGGUCUCCCAAAUUGAUGGUAUGGUGGAGCAUUUGCCCCUGUCACAAUUAGUGCCUCCGCCCCAAGGUGGGGUACGUGCUUCCUCAUCAAAUGUUAGUCGAGAAAGCUUACUUUCAGAGAAUGAGGCGGAGAAGCAACUCAAACCUGAGUUGCAGGGGCAGACCAGUGAUGUAAAGGUCCGCCAAAUUGAUGGUAUAGUGGAGGAUUUGCUCCUAUCACUAUUAGUUCCUCCGCCCCAAGAUGGGGUACGUGCUUCCUCAUCAAGUGUUAGUCGAGAAAGCUUACUUUCAGAGAUUGGGGCGGAGAAACCUGAGUUGCAGGGAAAGACCAGUGAUGUAAAGGUCCCCCAAGUUGUUGCUAAGGUGGAGGAUUUGCCCAAGUCACAAUCAGUGCCUCAGCAGGCCUCAUCUCCGCCCCAAGGUGGGGAAAGGGCUUCCUCAUCAAGUGUUGGUCGAGAAAGCUUACCUUCAGAGAAUAAGGCAGAGAAGCACCUCAAACCUGAGUUGCAGGGGAAGACCAGUGAUGUAAAGGUCCCCCAAGUUGUUGCUAAGGUGGGGGAUUUGCCCCAAUCACAAUUAGUGCCUCAGCAGGCCUCAUCAACUGUUAGUAAAAAAAGCUUACUUUCAGAGGACCGGGCGGAGAAGCACCUCAAGCCUGAGGCUCAGGAAGAGUUGCAGGGCAAGAGCAGUGACGUAAAGGUGAAUUCAAGUAUGAGUGCAACUUAUUUCUCUCCAUCCCAAAGCCCUCAGAUUGACUCAGGCGUGGGUGCAGUCACUGCUUUCAACAAGGGUUCCUUAGCCUCUCCUUUGGUUUCCAUUACGUUCAAGGUAGAUCCUUCUCCCAUGCCAAGUCUGACGUUUGUUUCUCCUUCCACGAUCAUGCCAGUGGAACCAAGGCAUGAAAAGUCAAAGUCUGAUAGAGAUGAUGGGACCAAAGUGCUUGUACGAGGUGUACCAGUGUCUCCCUCCAUUGCACCUAUGGUUGAGGAAAUUUUUGCCGAGCAUGGAGACAUUACUGCAAACUGUCUCUUCAAGGAUCAAGCUUUCCGUGGUUAUCUAGUAGAGGGUUUGGUAACUGUAAUGCAACUAAUGCAAGAGUACCCAGCGCGAAAGCUGACUCAUGAUGAUUUUAGAUUUAUGUACAGAAAGCUAGAAGAUCUGGAGAGGGUGAAGGUGAAUGUGGGGUGGUUAAGGGAGCAAAUUGAGGCCUUAGGACCUUUUUUGAACGUGGUAGAAUAUAGAAGGAAGUGGGAGACGAUGGUAGCAGAGGUGGAGAAAAUGCGGGCCAAAUUGUCUGAACAAGAGGCAAAGUUGGCACUGGCCCAGAAACAUAUUUUGGCACUACAUGAAGGGGCGCUGGCCCAGAAACAUACGGAUAAAGAAGAGGGUGAGACUCAGGGGACCAUUGCCCAGAAACAUACGGUUAAAGAAGAGGUUGAGACUCAGGGGACCAAUGCCCAGAAACAUACGGAUAAAGAAGAGGUUGAGACUCAGGAGACCAAUGCCCAGAAACAUACGGAUAAAGAAGAGAUUGAGACUCAGGGGACCAAAAACUUAAAGAAGGAAGAUGAGCCUGAUGAUGAAGGGCUGUGGCAAAACCUAGGGACCCUUUUGCACGCUUUUGGAUUUGGCUCUUUGUUUUACUUGCUCUUUUUGUCUAAAUAAAAAAAAAAAGAAAAAGAAAAAAAAAAAACUAAGCAAGGAAUGAUGUAAUAUGUGAUUUUUAUUGUCCUUUAAAUGGAACAGAAAAAUAUAUAUGAUUGCAGGAUGACUUUUUACAAACGAAAGAGCAAAAUUGCUGAUGAACGGAUAUAAAAGGUUAGUGUUUAUGAUCCU
Molecule: messenger RNA, 2829 nt
Organism: Vitis vinifera (wine grape)
Lineage: Eukaryota; Viridiplantae; Streptophyta; Magnoliopsida; Vitales; Vitaceae
Exons: 2
Coding region: 289-2658 (789 amino acids)
Source: RefSeq, a predicted model, not a curated record